Molecule: messenger RNA, 885 nt
Organism: Solea solea (common sole)
Lineage: Eukaryota; Metazoa; Chordata; Actinopteri; Pleuronectiformes; Soleidae
Product: P2X purinoceptor 7-like
Exons: 4
Coding region: 54-563 (169 amino acids)
Source: RefSeq, a predicted model, not a curated record
CCGGCACGCUCACGCUACCAUGACAACACUUGAACGUGGACCGUGGGAGAAACAUGGCUGCUGGAGGAAACUUUGCGGUUCAACCAUAUAUGUUUGAACCAGAGUCCGACCCUGAACAAGAGGAGGUUACGGAAGAAGUUGUAGUAUGCAGACUACGACAAGACGUGUCAGAAUGGUGUACUUGUGGCAAUUGUACAGCAAUGCCUACAUCCCCAGAGAACCUCUGCUGCAGGGAGAUACCAAAGGUUCUACGAAGACUGAACCAGCUGCAGAACCCACCUUCCUGCAUGGCAGACCACCCUGGCUUCGAACCUGUGUGCUUGAAUGUAUUCUCUCUGCAGAAAGCUUUGAACAUCUACAGAGCAGACUAUGGGCCUUUACGUCUCAGGGGACGCGAACACCGUUACAGAUACUUGGCAUACAGGAGCUUUGUGAGCUGGUGUUGGGGUUUUCUGGGACGGAGACUUCGGGUGCCACUGCCCAGCUGUGUCGUCCGACGGAUACGGAUCGAGUACCCUGAUGCUGAAGGCAUCUAUGUGGGGUUCAGACCGGCCCUUGACUGAACCUCGUCACAUAGCGCUCGAUCACCUCCUUCUGGUCCGGCUUUUCGAACUGUGCAGAGAGAUCUUCAGGGAUGGACAUUCUCAGAACCGCCUCUGUGUAUGGACCAGGCUCCGGAAAAACUUUCUCAAAGACCAGGUCCAUGGUUUCGUCCACGUACUCUGCAAUAACAGAAAGUGCAAUAUUGUGUGUAAUUGGUUGUGUGCAUUUACUAUUAGUAAGACUUUUGUUAUAGUGUUAUUUAUAUAAUAUCUUAUUUAUCUAAGAUUUUGUAAAGGCCAUUUAAUUUUUUCUUGUGACUUUCAAUAAAGAGAACAAAACUUA